This is a messenger RNA of Pediculus humanus corporis (human body louse), 1134 nucleotides long. Its product is annotated as mitochondrial carrier protein, putative. The record is from RefSeq and is a predicted model, not a curated record. The transcript is spliced from 7 exons. Gene Ontology annotation, cellular component: mitochondrial inner membrane. Gene Ontology annotation, molecular function: S-adenosyl-L-methionine transmembrane transporter activity. The coding region runs from base 1 to 1134 and encodes 377 amino acids. NCBI's taxonomy places the organism in Eukaryota, Metazoa, Arthropoda, Insecta, Psocodea, Pediculidae.
AUGGAUGAAAAAUAUGACGACCGUGUCAGUCUUUCAGAAAACGCAACACGUUUUAUUAAAAAACGAAUUUCUGAUAUAGGUCCAACAUUAGACAGCGAUGAUAGCGGAAUUGCUGGAGUAUUUGUUGAUUUCACUUUGUAUCCUUUAGAUACAAUUAAAACAAGAUUACAGAGUAAAUAUGGUUUUAGAGCAUCUGGUGGUUUCAGAGGGAUUUAUAAAGGCAUUGUUCCUGUUAUACUAUGUUCAGCUCCUUUGUCUGCCCUUUUUUUCGCUACCUACAACACAAUGGUCAACACUCUCAAAACGGAAAAUUCUGCAUUAAAUCCAGUAGUGUAUAUAGUUUCCGCUUCUGCUGCCGAAUUGAUUGGAUCGAUUGUGAGAGUUCCGUUAGAAGUAGUUAAGCAAAGAAAACAAACAUCAAACACGAGGAGUGCAUUUAUCGUAAGGCAAACGCUUAAAAAAGAGGGAGUAUAUGGAUUAUAUAGGGGUUUUUGGAGUACAUUAUGGAGAGAAAUACCAUUUGCUGCGAUUCAGUAUCCAGUUUGGGAAGUUAUGAUCAAUGAAUAUAUGGCAUUUCAAGAUGGUAAAAGUUUAAACACAUUUCAAACUGCUUUGUGUGGUGCUUUUGCAGGUGCAAUUGCAGCUGCAUUUACAACACCAAUGGAUGUCAUUAAAACUCGGAUUAUGUUAGAAGAAAAAGAAAAAAUAGAAAAAAUAAAAAAAAAUUUAAAUUGGAAUAUGGCCAAACAAGUUUAUUCACAAAAAGGAAUAAGAGGAUUGUUUGCCGGAAUCAUUCCACGAAUACUCUGGAUAACAUUAGGAGGUUUCCUUUAUUUUGGAGCUUACGAAAAAACAAAAUUAGUAUUCGAAGAAAAAUGUGAGAAAAUUAAAACUGAUAAUAAAUCAAAAUUGGGUAAUAUGGCACCCACGUACAUAAAAGAAGAAACACAUAAUAAUAAUAGUAUAUUCUCGAAAGAAAAAAUAUGUAAUCUUUUUAUCGAAUAUCAAGAACAAAGUCACGAGAAAAGAAAUGAUGAAACAAAUGAAAAAGAAAUUCAAAAUCUACAAGAUUCCAAAGAAGAAUUAAAUGAAAAAAAUGAUGACAUACUUUCGCAGGAUACCGCAAAGCAAUAA